Messenger RNA from Gaeumannomyces tritici R3-111a-1, 1256 nucleotides. RefSeq lists its product as hypothetical. Bases 469 to 948 code for a protein of 159 amino acids. NCBI's taxonomy places the organism in Eukaryota, Fungi, Ascomycota, Sordariomycetes, Magnaporthales, Magnaporthaceae. The transcript is spliced from 2 exons. The record is from RefSeq and is a predicted model, not a curated record.
AAACCCAAUUCGAGCAGUGAAUAGGCGCAGCCCUGGGAGAUAUUGUUUGCUGCUUGUCCGCAAUGCGCUUCCUCCUCGUCCGAACGGUUUUCUCCGGCGGGCGCAUCAGUUGAACCAGUCACCUAGGAAUAGCACCAGCGCCAUUCUCAGGUCGUGUUCGGUUUUUCGUAUUCUGUAACCGUGCUUCACGACGAUAUAACUUGACGGUCCGCGGGUGAUGAGCAGGAUACCUUCCUCACUCGGCUCUCCCCGCCAAUCCCGCCCGCCAAGACAAAAAAAAAAACUUCCCUCCCGUCCCUCCACCCACACACGCAGGCAAACGCCACGGCCCUCUGCUUGGAUCCCGGAAGAAAAAAAAAGCAGCCAUAAUACCGCCGAAGAUCCCUUCGCCCCCCCUGCUCCCCGCCAGCCAACAGUGGUGAUACAAAUCAACACAAACGCCCACACACACACACACACGCUCCCGCCAUGCCCUUCCCGUCGGCCCUCCUGCUCCUCGGCGCCGCCCUCGUGAGCGGCUACGCCUUUGUCGAGCACGCGCAGGCGACGCUGCGGCUCAAGUUCAAGUACGAGGACAAGGGCCGCCGGGCGGCCAAGUGGAGCAACUCGGUUGAGCGCUUGAUGUGGGACACGCGCACCACCAUCGCGUUUGGCCUGGCCGCCUCGGCAUUCUCCUUCUUCUCCGCCCUCAACCUCCUCUUCUUCAAGAUCCUCAUCCCGCCAUCGGACGGCUGGGUCCCCUACCGCGCGGUCUGGGCCGCCCUCGUGGCCGCGGCGCAGCACUACGCCUCGGACCACAUGCGCGCCUUCUGGCGCGGCAAGCCAAAGGUUCCCAUGAUGGGCGAGUGGAACGCCGCCAUCGACGAGUGCAAGGACGUCGUGGAGCUGCUCGGCGUCCUGCGCUUCAUGUGGCUGCUGGUCGCCUUGCUCAAGCUGGCCGGCUUGUAGUGGCGUACAUUUUCCAAUAUUGCCGUCGACGUACAGACAGGCCCAAGGGCGUUGAAAUCAUGGGAAUACAUGCAUAGCUGGUCGGUUUAGAAACUUGUCUCAUAAGUCGUUUCCGCAAUUGAUCUGAUGAUACUGCCCCAAGGGUGAUGCCCCAGGGGAUAAUAGCAUAUAAUGAAUGCUGCUAGCAAGAAAGGAUGUACUUCGGCAAGAAGCAAUGAAGGUAUCGAAGGGAAUGCAGGAGAUCAAACGGAUUCGAAAGCAAAGCAAAAAAGCGUAUACCACCCGCAAAAUACUUCGCAGCGUCCGGC